UCACGAUUUCACUAUUUCCUCUCCGUCUCUCGCCCCCCGCCCCCUAGCGGAAAUUGCAACCACAACCAUGCCCUCGACGACGCAGCCAUUGACAGUUGCAGCGAAGACGCUCCGACACAGGCUCUUAUACCGAUCCGGAUCCACAUCCUCCGGUCCGAGCCGGUGGACGACGCCGGGUCACGAGGAGCGUCCCAAGGGUUACCUCCUCAACCGACCUCCUCCGCCGCCGGGACAGUCCCGCAAGUGGGAGGAUUGGGAGCUUCCGUGUUACAUCACCAGCUUCCUCACGAUCGUCAUCCUCGGUGUCGGUCUCAAUGCGAAACCCGAUCUAAGCAUCGAGACCUGGGCUCACCAGAAAGCCCUCGAGAGGCUGGAGAUGGAGAAGCUCGCGUCCGCUGGAGAAUCAUCCGAUUGAGAUGCUAACGUUGUUGGCCUGGGGAUGGUGGAUUUGCUCAGACGGUUGAUCUGGUAUGUCUGUUUUUGUCGGGAUUCGAGGGUUUUCCCCCCGUUUAUGAUGAUGAUCACGACGACCUGAGAACAAGGGUUUCCUUCAAAUCUUUUUGUCGAUAAUGCUGUUUACGGAAUAAGGUUGUCCUUAACUGUUGACGAUGGUUAUGUGUGACUUCAGAUUUAAUUUUGACAAAGCAUCAAUCACUUCCCUAA
Tarenaya hassleriana is the source of this 663-nucleotide messenger RNA. RefSeq lists its product as uncharacterized. The coding region runs from base 68 to 415 and encodes 115 amino acids. NCBI's taxonomy places the organism in Eukaryota, Viridiplantae, Streptophyta, Magnoliopsida, Brassicales, Cleomaceae. The transcript has a single exon. The record is from RefSeq and is a predicted model, not a curated record.